GACCGAGCGGGACAAGAUGGCGGGUCACGGCCAUGGACACGGCCACUGCGAGGCCGAGGCGGACCACGACCCCGCCGAGAGGGGCAUCGAGUUCGGGCUCUACAGGAAGAUCGACCACCAGCGGCUGCAGUGUCUGAACGAGGCGCGGGAGGGCUCCGGGCGGCUGGUCUUCAAGCCCUGGGAGGAGAGACAGGACAGGAGCCAGUUUGUAGAAAGCGAUGACGAUGAGGAACUGCUAUUUAAUAUUCCUUUCACAGGGCAUGUGAAGCUCAAGGGAAUAAUCCUAAUGGGAGAAGAUGAUAACACUCAUCCAUCAGAAAUGAGACUGUAUAAGAAUAUCCCACAUAUGUCAUUUGAUGACACGGGCAGAGAACCUGACCAAGUGUUUCAGCUGAACCGGGAUGUCACAGGGGAGCUGGAAUACACCACAAAGAUUGCCCGUUUCUGUAAUGUGCACCAUCUUUCCAUUCACAUCUCAAAGAAUUUUGGAGCAGAGAUUUCGAAAAUCUAUUACAUUGGAUUGAGAGGGGAAUGGUCAGAGGCCCACAGGCAUGAAGUAACGCUCUGCACAUAUGAAGCUUCUGCCAAUCCAACAGACCACAAAAUGGAUCGCAUUACCUCCCAGACACACUUCAUUUCAUAAGGCCUGGCAGCUGAUGCUGUAGCCUACAGUACAAGGAGAGACUGCGCUCCUAGAGAGAAAGUACGGAUGGACAGUAAAUUUUCAUUGAGGUGCAAUGGUACAUUAUAAUAUUUAGCUCCUUCUCAAAUACAAAGCCAUGAAUAGAGCCACGGAGAAGAGUUCAAAAACUCUUGGUCUUCAAUGAUCUUACUAGAACUGUUUAUCCUGUUUAUCCUGUGUAAGCUGUUCAGUUAUGUUUUUUCCCCUUUUCCAUCCAAACUGAUUCUCCCCUACACCAUUGCUCAUCAGCUGAGAGUACUGUGCUCAGGGUGACCUUGUGUUUAGAUAAUUAAGAAUAGAUUGACCUGACUGGCUGACUUUAGUAUUUAAUUAACUUGUACACAGAGGUGAGGGUUAGGUUGAGAAUCAAAACCACAAUUUCCUGCUGGAUAAAAGAUCUGUGGUUAUCAAAACCUCACUGGGGAGGGGUUUUCAUUUUUUUCUAUAUAAGAAACAAAUGGAAUUGAAGAACUGUAAUAUGAUGCUUUCAAUGAAUGAGUUUUGUAUGAAAGUGGAUUAGCUCUGAUGGUUAUUGUGACCCAGAUCAUCCUAGUCUUCUAUGUAAAGAGUGGAAACAGUGGAAAUAGAGAAGGGAAUGAAAUAGAAGUUUAAAAAUAUAUUUUACAGAAGAAGGAGCUAACCGGAUAUGUCUCUGACAUCAAGGCUGAUAGUUUUGGUCUCAGCUGCUGAAACUUGCUGUGUGAGUGUGUGGGUAGGAACCAAACACACAGCAUCAUCCAGUGUGACAAAUCUUAAGUAUAACACUGCCAAUGCAUUCAGAUGUCCUUUGAGCCCAAUGAAUGGCUGUACAGUAUAGAAUUGGUGUUGGGAUAUGAACUUAUUAUUCUAACUCAACUCUGAUGUGUACUUUGCUGGAAUUUUGUGUUUGAAGUGUCCUUUCCAUUAUAUUUUCUGGAUUUUGAAUUUGCCAAGAUGAUUGUGGAGAGUGUAACCAUGGAUUUGGGAAAAGAAGAAAAAAAAUAAAAUAUGGCUGACAUUAGAUUA
Callorhinchus milii (elephant shark) is the source of this 1687-nucleotide messenger RNA. It is a transcript of the gene pithd1, whose product is annotated as PITH (C-terminal proteasome-interacting domain of thioredoxin-like) domain containing 1. The record is from RefSeq and is a predicted model, not a curated record. The transcript has 6 exons. Lineage: Eukaryota; Metazoa; Chordata; Chondrichthyes; Chimaeriformes; Callorhinchidae. Gene Ontology annotation, cellular component: nucleus. The coding region runs from base 17 to 643 and encodes 208 amino acids.